AUGCCUCGCGUCAACGUUCUCGUGCGCGCCCUGGACGGCCGCACGCGAUGCGUCGAGUGCGAUCUCGACGAUCGCGACCGCUCGCGCGACCUCGCGCGCGUCGUCGACGCCCUGCGCGCGCGCGACGCCGCGCUCGUGCCCUACGGCGCGCGCGUCGCAUUUUCGCGUUCCGCGCGCGCGCGCGGCGACGCGACGGUUCGCGCGAGCGAUGCCUUGAUCGCGCACGUCACGUGUGGCUUACUCGGCGGCAAGGGCGGCUUCGGCACGCAGCUGCGCGCGUCGGCGCGACGAGGGACGCAGACGACGAAUUUCGACGCCUGUCGCGACCUGAGCGGUCGGCGCUUGCGGGCGGUGAACGGAGAGAAGAAGAUCGCGGCGUGGGAGGCGGAGAAAGCGGAGCGAGAUGCCGAGGCGAAGGCGGAGAAAUACUUGAAAUCGCAAGCCGGAGGAAGCGGAGCGGCGAGACUGAGGGAGUUAGAGGAGAAGGAGCGAGAGGCGUAUCACGCGGAGAGCGCAAAGGUGAGCGAGAGCGUGAACGACGCGGUGGCGAGUGGGUUUAAGAAUGCGGCGGCCAUCGAAGCGGCGAAACGCAAGAAGGCGAAAAAGGGAAAAGCGGUGGUGGGGAACGAUGACGAGAGUGAGAGUGAGAGUGAGAGUGACGAAGAUUUCGAUGAUUCUGCGUUGUUGUUUCCGGCGGCGAAGAAGGCGAGAGUCGUUCCGGCGGCGCCCGCGCCCGCGCUCGCGCGCGCGAACGAGCCGGAGGCGUCCACUUCGCAGUCACCGACGUUGGCGCCGACGAUGGCGCCGCCUGUGAUGGAGCAGAAGGAAGAAGGGCCAUUAGAUUUGACGCGAUUUGAUAGCGCGGAGGCGCUCGAGGCGGUCGGUUUAGAGCGCCUGAAAGCUGAACUCACCGCGCAAAAAUUAAAGUGCGGAGGCACAUUGCGCGAGCGGGCUGCGAGAUUAUUUUUACUCCGCGACAACACGCGCGAUGAGAUCGAUAAGAAGCACUGGUCAAAGUGA
This is a messenger RNA of Ostreococcus lucimarinus CCE9901, 1020 nucleotides long. RefSeq lists its product with no specific name. Lineage: Eukaryota; Viridiplantae; Chlorophyta; Mamiellophyceae; Mamiellales; Bathycoccaceae. The transcript has a single exon. The record is from RefSeq and is a predicted model, not a curated record. Bases 1 to 1020 code for a protein of 339 amino acids. Gene Ontology annotation, cellular component: nucleus.